Molecule: messenger RNA, 1806 nt
Organism: Camelina sativa (false flax)
Lineage: Eukaryota; Viridiplantae; Streptophyta; Magnoliopsida; Brassicales; Brassicaceae
Biological process (GO): tRNA dihydrouridine synthesis
Molecular function (GO): flavin adenine dinucleotide binding; tRNA dihydrouridine synthase activity
Source: RefSeq, a predicted model, not a curated record
CACCCACAAAAGACCAAUGGCGACCACAAAGAACUUAAAUCCCAGUUUCAUCCUCUCUGUCUCUUGCGUGCUCGUCUCGCCGUUCUCCUCCUCCACUACCGCCGUAUUCUUCGUCUCUACCAUCGUAAGUCUUCUUUUCGAUGCUUUAGAAGCUAGUCCUCUUCAUCUCGUUUCGUCUCCUUUACAUCGCCGCUCGAAACAGCCGACACAAAAAGACAUUGUGCUAAAUUUAUGCUUAAUUCAUGAUCGGUUCUGUGGUUUCUCUCAUGUUUUUUUUAUCUAGACCUGACAUAUCUGGUGAUACGAAGCCAUGACAGUUUCAGAAGCUUAUCGUCCGCCUCUAUUCAGUAUAGCCCCGAUGAUGGGAUGGACAGACAAUCAUUACAGAACCCUUGCACGGCUUAUAACAAAACACGCAUGGCUCUACACAGAAAUGUUAGCAGCUGAAACCAUUGUCUAUCAAGAAGAAAACCUGGACAGCUUUUUGGCUUAUUCUCCGGACCAGCAUCCCAUUGUUCUUCAAAUUGGUGGAAGAAACUUGGAAAAUUUGGCAAAAGCAACACGGCUUGCUAAUGCAUACGGCUAUGAUGAAAUUAAUUUCAACUGUGGAUGUCCAAGCCCAAAAGUAAGUGGACGAGGUUGUUUUGGUGCUCGUCAUAUGCUUAACCCGAAGUUUGUUGGCGAGGCUAUGUCUGUCAUUGCUGCCAAUACCAAGGCAGCUGUCACUGUUAAAUGUCGAAUAGGUGUUGAUGAUCAUGAUUCGUAUAAUGAGCUUUGUGAUUUCAUUCAUAUAGUUUCUUCAUUAUCUCCUACUAAGCAUUUCAUCAUACAUUCGCGGAAGGCGUUGCUGUCUGGACUUAGCCCAUCAGAUAACCGUCGAAUUCCACCCUUAAAAUACGAGUUUUUCUUUGCCCUUUUGCGUGAUUUCCCGGACUUGAAGUUCACAAUUAAUGGAGGCAUAAACUCUGUGGUUGAGGCUGAUGCCGCAUUAAGGUCUGGAGCUCAUGGCGUUAUGCUUGGGCGUGCUGUAUACUACAAUCCCUGGCACACUUUGGGACACGUCGAUACCGUAAUUUAUGGAUCUCCAAGCAGUGGAAUUACAAGGCGACAGGUUCUUGAAAAAUAUCAAGUCUAUGGAGAGUCGGUCCUCGGGAAAUAUGGAAAAGGCCGACCAAAUCUUCGAGAUAUAGUGAGGCCAUUGAUCAAUCUAUUCCACUCGGAGUCUGGAAAUGGCCAGUGGAAACGUAGAACUGAUGCUGCUCUCCUGCAUUGCACCACCUUAAAAUCAUUCUUGGACGAAGUGUUACCAGCAAUACCCGACUUUGUGCUCGAUUCAUCUGCUGUCAAAGAAGCGACUGGGCGUGAAGAUCUCUUUGCGGAUGUACGACGUUUGUUGCCUCCUCCUUAUGCAAAAGAAUCAUCCGAAGCAUUGGAAAUGCUACCAACGAGACCUGUGAUUCUUGAUGAGGAGGAGGAAUGACAAAUCUAUAUUUCGUAGCCGUAACGGGAACUAGGUACUAGCUGAAACAUCGAGGAUCAAGAUUCUACUUUGUGGAGCUAUAAAGAUGUGAUAUUGUUCUGACCACUUGAUUUUAAAGAAGGAAAAGGAAAAAACGUAGAGAAAGCAAAACAAAAAAACAAAAGAUAUAUGUUCGGAUCCAAAGUAGUGUUCAAUGUCUUUUUGCAAGGAUACUUUUUCGGUUGAUUCUUUCUGUAUUUUUCACACUGAGGAGAACAUUCUCCAUUCUUAUAUACAAGACACUCGGAAAAAGCUUAGUCUGCAACACAUUUCUCAGACAGAACUCA